This is a messenger RNA of Histoplasma capsulatum G186AR, 3382 nucleotides long. RefSeq names its product importin-7. The coding region runs from base 1 to 3156 and encodes 1051 amino acids. The transcript is spliced from 10 exons. The record is from RefSeq and is a predicted model, not a curated record. Gene Ontology annotation, cellular component: nuclear envelope; cytosol. Gene Ontology annotation, biological process: protein import into nucleus. Lineage: Eukaryota; Fungi; Ascomycota; Eurotiomycetes; Onygenales; Ajellomycetaceae. Gene Ontology annotation, molecular function: small GTPase binding.
AUGGAUGUCGCAGGCCUCCGAGACCGUAUCCAAGCGACCCUCAACACCAAUGCGGAUACUCGACAACAGGCAGAGGCAGACCUGAAAUUCGCUGAGGAGCAGCCUGGAUUCGUCAAUGCGCUGUUGGAUAUUUUACAGGCGGAGCAGGACAAUGGAGUUCGACUAUCGACGGUGGUAUAUCUGAAAAAUCGGGUCACUCGAGGAUGGGCUCCUGCCGAAGAACAAUCCAUUCACAAAGCCAUUCCGGAUGAAGACCGAGCUCCAUUCCGAGCUCGUAUUAUCCCUUUACUCGCCUCCUCCCCGCCCGCCGUUCGAUCUCAGUUGGCCCCUAUCCUUUCCAAGGUCCUCCAAUACGAUUUUCCUUCAAGAUGGCCUGACUAUAUGGACGUGACUGUCCAGCUACUCAAUACCAACGACGCAAACUCAGUCUUUGCGGGUUUGCAGUGUCUGCUGGCAAUAUGUCGUGUUUACAGAUUCAAGGCGAGCGACAAGAGGGGGGAUUUUGAGAAAGUGGUGGAAGUCUCGUUUCCGCGAUUACUGGAUAUUGGGUCUCGACUUAUCAAUGAGGAAAGCAUCGAAGCGGGGGAGAUGCUGCGGACAGUUGUCAAAGCGUAUAAGAACGCCACCUAUUUUGAAAUGCCAAAUUUCCUGAUGACCCAUCAAGCAACGGUCGAUUGGUGCACUUUGUUCUUGAGAGUCAUUGGAAAAAUCCCUCCCGCAAGUUCCCUGCUAGAAGAUGUAGAUGAGCGGGACCUUAACCAUUGGUGGAAAGCCAAAAAAUGCUCUUAUGCCAAUUUGAACCGUCUAUUUGUUCGUUACGGCAACCCUAAUCUUAUCGGCAAAUCCAGCUCGAACAGAUACACCCAGUAUGCCAAGAUUUUCAUCUCGACCUUUGCCCCCGAGAUUCUGAAGGGUUACCUGGGGGAAAUCGAUAAAUGGGUCAACGGACAAUGGCUAAGCAAGCCUGCACUUUCUUAUACUUUGGUCUUUCUGCAAGACUGUGUCAAGCCAAAAAUUACAUGGGACCAUCUGAAACCUCAUAUGGAUAAUCUCAUUCAACACCUAAUUUUCCCAGUACUCUGCCAGUCUGAUGAAGAUAUUGAGCUUUUUGAGACAGACCCUUCAGAGUAUUUGCACCGGAAGUUGAAUAUAUAUGAAGAGGUUUCUGCACCAGAUGUCGCAGCUACAAACUUCCUCGUAGCGCUGACACAAAGCCGGAAGAAGCAGACAUUUUCUAUCUUGAGUUUCAUAAACGGGGUUGUGAGCAAGUACGAAUCGUCUCCAGAUGACCAAAAACUUCCUCGCGAAAAGGAGGGCGCCCUUCGCAUGAUUGGCACAUUGGCUUCCGUAAUUUUGGGCAAGAAGAGCCCUAUUGCUGACCAAGUCGAGUACUUUUUCGUCCGCCACGUUUUCCCAGAAUUUAAAAGCCCCCACGGCUAUCUCCGCGCACGGGCUUGCGACACUUUGGAAAAGUUCAAUGAACUAGACUUCAAUGACACCAACAACCUCAUGGUAGUUUAUAGAAAUAUUUUGGAUGCAUUGGCCGACCCUGAACUUCCCGUGAGAGUGGAAGCUGCCCUUGCCCUCCAGCCGCUUAUUCGCCAUGAUGUUAUCCGGACCUCGAUGCAAACUAGUAUCCCACAAAUCAUGCAACAGCUCCUCAAGCUCUCUAAUGAAGUGGAUUUGGAUCCGCUUGCAAGCGUCAUGGAAGACUUCGUUGAAGCGUUCUCGGCAGAACUCACUCCUUUUGCUGUGGCUCUGUGCGAGCAACUGAGAGAUACCUACUUGCGUAUUAUCGGAGAUAUGCUUGAUGAACGAAAAAAUACCUCGAAAGGCGAUGAAGACAUUUACGGCGAUUUCCUAGAUGACAAGAGCAUUACUGCCUUGGGAGUACUCCAAACCAUAGGAACUCUCAUUUUAACUCUGGAAAGCACACCAGAUGUUCUUCUACACCUCGAAACCAUUUUAAUGCCUGUCAUCACAAUUACCCUUGACAAUAAACUCUAUGAUUUGUAUACCGAAGUCUUUGAGAUCAUCGAUUCUUGCACUUUCGCCGCCAAGUCUAUCUCUCCAACGAUGUGGCAAGCAUUUGUCCUCAUGCACAAGACUUUCAAAUCCGGAGCGGAGUUGUAUCUUGAAGAUAUGUUGCCAGCUUUAGAUAAUUUUGUAACCUUUGGCUCCUUUACUUUGACGCAAAACCCCGCCUACCUUCAAGCUCUUGUUGGUAUGGUGGAAGACAUUUUCCAUGACGAGAAAGUUGGAGGCGUUGAUAGAAUCUGUGGGUGCAAACUUGCAGAGGCUCUCAUGCUUAACCUUCGAGGCCAAGUCGAUCAAUAUAUCCCAACAUUCAUCUCAUUAGCGAUGGCGGUAUUGAAUUCGAAUGAAACGCAUGCCAAGUCUUACCGGAUUCACCUCAUGGAGAUGGUUAUCAAUGCCAUUUACUAUAACCCCUUGCUAUCGCUCCAAUUCCUGGAGUCCAAAGAAUGGACCAACAAAUUCUUCAGUACUUGGUUUUCGAAUAUGGACAUGUUUACCAGGGUCCAUGACAAGAAGCUUUGCAUCGUUGCCAUCAGCGCACUAUUGACCUUGCGAGGGAAUGAUGUGCCUGCAAGCGUACAACCAGGCUGGCCCCGCCUCCUACAGGGGAUUAGCAAGCUUUUCCAGACCCUUCCAGCGGCCUUGAAGCACCGCGAAGAAGCUACUUCUAAUGUCGAUUUAAGUUAUUAUGAAGGGGACGAUGAUGACGACUCGAAUAAUGAUUGGAGUGGCGAAGUGGAGUGGACAGCACAAGAUGAAGAUGAGGGUCCUGAUGGAGACCUUGACGACGAGAGUCAAUCUUAUGUUGAGUUCUUAAACCAAGAAGCUAUGAAAUACUCAGCGAUGCCCGGCAAUGAGGACGAUGACCUUGACGAAAAGAGUUUGCUUGAGAGUCCAUUGGAUAAAAUUGAGCCGUAUAGCUUAUUCAAGAACGUUUUGAUGAAUCUACAACAAGAGCAACCGGCCCUUUACGAAAACCUGACCAAAAUCCUUAAUUCCGAAGAGCAACAAAUUAUUCAGACCGUUGUCAACGAAGCCGAUGCGCAGGCAUUAGCUUUUGAGAAUGCAAAUGCUGCGGCGGCAGCGGCAGCAGCAGCACAGGCAAAUGGUGGUUCAUAAUCUUUCUAGCCAGCAACAGCAAAAAGCAAAAAAACAGAGACGAAAAGACAAAAAAUGCAAUAAAAUGAGAAUGACAUAAAAGACGACAAAAGCUUUUUUAGUUUUUAUUCAUAUCAAUCCCCCCUACUUUAUUAGCGUCAUCUACCUACAUACCACACAUAUCCUCCACUCCCCUGGGCACCAACAUGAGCUUUUCAAAGUGGGCAGAUAUAUCCCCCUUUGUUUU